Bactrocera dorsalis (oriental fruit fly) is the source of this 4011-nucleotide messenger RNA. It is a transcript of the gene DNApol-eta, whose product is annotated as DNA polymerase eta. Gene Ontology annotation, cellular component: nucleus; replication fork; site of double-strand break. The coding region runs from base 440 to 3154 and encodes 904 amino acids. Gene Ontology annotation, molecular function: damaged DNA binding; DNA-directed DNA polymerase activity. NCBI's taxonomy places the organism in Eukaryota, Metazoa, Arthropoda, Insecta, Diptera, Tephritidae. Gene Ontology annotation, biological process: response to radiation; error-prone translesion synthesis. The record is from RefSeq and is a predicted model, not a curated record. The transcript has 5 exons.
CAAUAAUAAUAUAUGAUGGCGAAAUUACAAAUAUAUGUAUAUACAAUAUAUAUACAUAUGUAAGCGAACGUGAACGUCCUUACUUUAAUAAACUGUCUUAUAGCCCUGACAGACGACAGCGCUAAUAUGCAUUAGCGGGCUUCAUUUGCAUUUAUUUGCGCAUUUGACCCGUGUUAAUGCAAGUUUGUAAUGCACAAGAAUUUUGUGCAUUUGGUUGAAUUUACCAAGUUGGAGUAGGCAACACUGCUCAAAAAUAGCCGAUUUUUGCUAUUUUUUGACAGAUGUCGCACUGUGCACUGCUAUCCAUUCAUGUCAGCUGAUGUUUAAAACAACAGGUUUUGGCGCGCAAUUUAGUUUGUGAUGAAAUUUCGUGCGUUAGUAAAUUUUUAUGUGCAAAAUAUUGAUUUGUUUUUAAAAAUAUAUUUAUGCUGUUGCGAAAAUGUCUACACGCAGUUGUGUACCGAUGCAACAAAAAUAUAAUCGAGUAGUUGUACUUGUGGAUAUGGAUUGUUUCUUUUGCCAAGUCGAGGAGAAACUAAAUCCCCAACUUAAAGGACAACCAAUAGCCGUAGUGCAGUAUAAUGCCUGGCGCGGUGGCGGCAUUAUUGCUGUGAACUAUGCAGCGCGUGCCAAAGGUGUAACGCGUCAUAUGCGCGGAGAUGAGGCAAAGGAACGUUGUCCCGAAAUACAAUUGGUUAAAGUACCAAAUAUACGAGAAAAAGCCGAUUUGGGCAAGUAUCGUGAGGCAGGCAAAGAAGUGGCUACUGUGCUACAACGUUUUACACCACUGUUGGGGCGGGCUUCGGUUGACGAGGCUUAUUUAGAUAUAACGGAGGAGGUCAAUAAGCGCUUAGAAGACAUGAAUGCGGGUUCAUUUAUGCUUCAACCGGAGGCUCUUAUAAACACCUAUGCUGUAGGUUAUACUGGCAUUGGUGAUUAUUUAAAUGUGAUCACGAAACGUUUCAAUGAGCCUAAUGCGGAGUAUUUAGACACAGAAUAUGGUUCAUACGCACAAGCUCAUGACCAUGCCGAUAUGGCGGCUAUACGCCAAAGUGAUAUUCGCUUGCUAAUCGGUGCAGCGGUGGCCAGUGAAGUGCGUGCAGCUGUUAAGGCCGAAACAGGCUAUGAAUGUUCUGCUGGAAUUGCACACAAUAAAAUUCUCGCCAAAUUGGCAUGCGGUAUUAAUAAGCCAAAUAAGCAGACCAUUUUGCCGUUGGGAGAGAUACCAAAGUUAUUCGAAACUUUGCCACUUACCAAAAUACAAGGAUUGGGUGGGAAGUUUGGCGAAAAUAUAUGUACCUGCUUGAACAUUCGCUUUCUGGGAGAGUUAUUACCCUUUUCCGAGCAGGAGUUGCAACGGAAAUUCGAUGAAAAGAAUGGCACUUGGUUAUAUAACAUUUGCCGCGGCAUUGAUUUGGAAGCGGUUACACCACGCUUUUAUUCCAAAAGUAUCGGUUGUUGCAAGAAAUUUCCCGGACGCAAUAAUAUAACUGGUUUAAAUACAUUGCGUCAUUGGCUGGGUGAGCUGUCUAAUGAAAUUUGCGAUCGCAUGGAUAAAGAUAUGCUGGAAAAUAAUCGUCGAGCCAAACAAAUGGUGCUAAGCUUUGUGCAGGAAUUCGAUGGUGAAGAGGUAUCGAGCUCACGUUCAGUGCCGCUUAAGGGUUACGAUCAGGAGACAUUAACCAAAAGCAGCUUGGAAGUGCUGCAGACACAUACGAAACAAUUUUUCAAGUCCGGCAGCUCACUAGCUUUGAACAAUCCCAUUAAAUUUUUGGGUAUUAGUGUGGGCAAGUUUGAAACAAUACAAAGUGGACAGAAUAAAUUGCAGGUAAUGUUUGCCAAUAUAGCAGCUAAGAAGAAAAACGAAACGGACAAUGACUUGCCAACGGUAGGCCGUGAAAAUAACGAAACUACAUGUAAGGACACACCUGUUGCAAAGAAACCCACAUUUUUGCCAAAUUUUUUGCAACGUGAUUCUAAUGCAAAUAAUUUGACUGAUUUAAAAGCUAACAGCAUUACUAGUGCUAUAAAUGUGGACAAAAAUUUAACAGUAACGAAUGCAGAGCAGCCUGCUAUAAGUUUAACAAAUAAAUGUGAUAAUUCAGAGCCACCAGAAGUACGUAGCUUCUUUCUAAAUGCUUUAAAAAAGCAAAGACCUAAGGAGAGUACAUGCUCGUCAACUACCGUUAAUGUUGAAGCCGAAAAUAAUGUUUUCACCAAUAAUUAUGAAGAGGAGCAUACAACUGAUAUUUCGAAAAGUUUUUUUGCAAAGUUUUUAAAAAAGUCGGAUAUUGAAGAGAAUAAUGUACAAAAAUUUAUACAAAGAAACACGAACCAGCUACCAAAUACCGCACCAUGCCAAAGCACUAAUGUAAUAGAAACUCAUAUGACAACAACGACAACAACAAAAAUCAAUGCAAUAGAUUUAACUGCUGAGUUAGAACAACACAUUGAUGAAACAACGUUCGAAACCAAAUCGACAGCAACAACAGCCACCAUCAACGGUGUCAAUACAACAACAAAUAAACGCAAAUAUACCGCUUUGGGCGGCAAUAUAUCGCCAACUCACAAUUCACCAAAAAACAUGUGGCCAGUAAGGGCUAAUCGUACACCUUCACCAUCAUAUGAAGCAAGUUAUGUUGAAUUUGCGGUGCCAGAGUUGCGUCCGGAAUUCCUACUGAUGACCAAAUGUGCCACUUGCAAAGCGGAUAUACCCUCCGAUGCACGUUCAAUACAGCUGCAUCAAGACCACCAUGUAGCCAUGCAGCUUAGUCAACAAAUACGUGACGAAUAUCGCAAGGAAGUCAAAACAAAACUAAGUGCGCAGAAAGCCACAGCAACCGCAUCGGUUACAGGCAAAAAAUCCAAAAAAUCACCAGUACAAGCAACAAAGGCCGGCAGCAACAAAGCCGGCACCAGCAUAACCAAAUUUCUAAAACCCAUUAAGACCAGUACAACGACAAUUGCCUCAAAUGCAACUCCAUUUGUUGUGGAGUCAAGGCCUCCUAGUAUAGUAAUCAAUCUGUUAGAUACCACUGUGCAGGAAACGGUGGUUUGUGUCGAGUGCAACUUGCCCAUAGUCACAACUGCCUUGCAAGAGCAUAAAGAUUUUCAUGUUGCCAAGGCUCUACAGCGCCAACUCAACAUGUUGUAGAUGCGCACUGUGUCGGCGGCUAAAAAUUCAAAUGAACCUAGUCAUAACAACAGCUUGAAUUUAAGUCACGCGAGUGUUAAAACGUGAAACAAAUCACAUUCAAAUUGAUAGACCAAUAAGUACCUAAAUACAUACAUAAAUAAGUGUUCUAAGUAUAAGUGUUCUAAGUAAGCAAGUAGAAGUGUUUUAAGUAAGCAAGUUUAAGUGUUCUAAGUAAGCAAGUAUAAGUGUCUUAAGUAAGCAAGUUUAAAUGUUCUAAGUAAGCAAUCAUACAUCUAUCAGCAGAUUAACAUAUGUUCUUUGUGGAUCACCUUAAAUACAUGCACACAUUUCAACUUUUACCACUCUCAUAUAAACAGCAUAAGGUGAUUACUGUUUAAUCAAUGCACACAACCAAAUUUACAGCCCGGACAAAAACCCGUAGAGUUGCAUUACGGAAUAUAAAGCAUUUCUCUUUUUUACCUACAUUACAUUAUUACACAGAUAUAUAUCGAAUUUUUAAAAAUUUACAAUUGAAAUUAUAAAGAAUGAAAUAAAUGACUUUUUUCACUUUUUACAAAAACAUGCGUAAAUUAUUGAAUAGAGGUGAAGUGAUAGUCAGGAAAUUUAGUAGCAAUGCAGCGCGGUGUCCGAAAGUAAGUUGAAGAGUGGAAGACUUAACUGUUUAUUUGAAAUGUACAAAAGGGUAUUAUAAGCAUAUGUGUGCGUGUGAAAUAUGUGUGUGUAAAUGAAGGUGAGAGGGACUUAUGAUAGUAGUUCAUAGCACGUUAUUGAUGGAUUUUACGAUUAAGUACAAAAUUACGGGGGUAAAUUACAGGGGCAGGGCACAUUCCAUGGGACAGCACAACAAGAACAAC